Molecule: messenger RNA, 1298 nt
Organism: Wasmannia auropunctata (little fire ant)
Lineage: Eukaryota; Metazoa; Arthropoda; Insecta; Hymenoptera; Formicidae
Product: rab-like protein 3
Exons: 6
Coding region: 345-1052 (235 amino acids)
Biological process (GO): intracellular protein transport
Cellular component (GO): endomembrane system
Molecular function (GO): GTPase activity; GTP binding
Source: RefSeq, a predicted model, not a curated record
CCGCGCGACCGCGUAUGCGCGAACUUCAUGAACUUCAUCAAUCAUCCCUCGAACGCUGCGACUGCUGCGAAUAAAUUCCUAUAGAAUAUUGUAUUCUUCCUUCAAGAAAAAUAUGAUCAAGGAAAGUGAAAAAAGGCGAAUGACAUAAAUUACCUUUACGAUUUCACUCGGCCUCUUUUUACCGAUUGCGAAUGCGACCACGCGGGCACGCGCAUGUGUGGCGAGAACUGUCACCAACUCGCACCCACGUCAAUUUGUCAACAGAUUGCCUUGUCAAAUGUCAAACUUCUCGCACGUAUAAUCGGUAUAAUUCGCGUAUAAAGGACAUUUAGUAAGCCUUAUCAAUGGCGGCGAUUGAUAAAGUUAAAAUUAUCGUAGUAGGCGACUCAGGCGUCGGUAAAACAUCGCUGACACAUUUAAUAUGCCAGCAGCAGCCUAUCGGCAAUCCUUCCUGGACGAUAGGUUGCUCGGUGGAGGUCAAGUUGCACGAGUACAAGGAGGGCACGCCGAAUCAGAGGAGAUACUUCGUCGAGCUGUGGGACGUCGGCGGCAGCCAGAGUCACAAGAACACGAGAUCUGUGUUUUACAAUCCCACGAACGGCAUAAUAUUAGUCCACGAUUUAACGAAUCGUAAAUCACAGCAGAAUCUGCAGAAGUGGCUGGAGGAGGUUUUAAGUAGGGACGGAACUUCCUCAAGGUCCAAGUCGACGUUCGAGGACUUUGAUCCCGAGAAGUUCGUGGGCUCGACGCAGAUUCCAAUUUUGGUCAUCGGCACAAAGCUCGAUCUGAUCUCAGAGUCCAAUUUCGUUAAGUCCAACAUACACAGACGUUCCGCGACCAUCGCGGAGGAGUGCGGCGCGGACGAAAUAUUUCUGGACUGCCGUCAGAUAAGAUCCUUAGCGGCGGGCUCCAGCUCGUCCGUGAAGCUCAGCAGAUUCUUCGAUAAGGUUAUCGAAAGACGCUACUACUCCAGAGAAGCGAUGAGCCCCGACAAGCGAAGGCCGCCGCAGUACACCUCCUCGCUCUAUCCCAAGUUUUAUCACAACGACUAAAGUACCCCAAGAGAUCUCGAGGAAGAUCCUAUUUCAGAGUUACACGGAACAAUCAUUCUUGUGGCACGGAGAACGUUACAAGAUUGCGCGGAUUAAGUAUAUUGCAAGGCUAUCGCAUUUCGCAUUUCUUAUCCACAUUCCCAAUUUCUUCCCCCGGAAGUCAGAUAUGCUCAAGAGAAAGAGAGAGAGAGACAACUGUGAACGCAACAGAUUGAAAAUAUAUUAGACAUUCGAUAUAUUUUUCAC